CUAAAAUAAACGUAUAAAGGUGUUUUGGGUUGAUUGGGCUGUGAAUAACCAAAUCAGCAAAGAAGUCCUCCAGUUUUCGUUAGACAGAGCGAGUGGUGCAAAGUUUUCCAGAUCUCCACUUUCUUCUGAAUCCAAAUUCCCGAUACGAUAGAAUGGCAUCCAACAGGGGUCAAGGUGGAAUUCAACAGUUGCUGGCUGCUGAACAAGAAGCACAACGGAUCGUGAAUGCUGCGAAAAAUGAGAAAUUGGCUAGACUGAAACAGGCCAAAGAGGAGGCUGAAAAGGACAUUGCUGAAUAUAGAGCUCAUUUGGAACACGAGUUCCAAAAGAAGGUGUCAGCGAGCAGUGGAGAUUCUGGUGCUAAUGUCAAGCGACUUGAGCAAGAGACAGAUGCAAAGAUUCAACACCUGAAAACUGAGGCUGGGAGAAUAUCGCAGGAUGUUGUCGCCAUGCUCCUCAAGUAUGUGACAACCGUGAAGAAUUAGAAUCCUUGAUGGGCUCUGGGAAAUAUUUAGUCAUGCUCUGAAUGUUAUCUUAUAUUUAUUUGACGACUCUGGGUUCUAGUGCGGUUCUGAUUGCUUCAUUUAUAAUACUUGAUACCUUGCUGCCAUGUAUUCAAAUUGCUUUCAAGUUUGUUAAAAUAAACAGUUCAGAAUUCAUAGACACUCCUAUGUGUAUCACCGCUUCAUCAGAGGUGAAUGAGGACCACUCUUUCAGUGUAUAUCGAGUAAAGCCGGAAUUACUGGUUUAUUCUUUUAUAAACUCCAUUUUUCCUACCAA
Molecule: messenger RNA, 780 nt
Organism: Lotus japonicus
Lineage: Eukaryota; Viridiplantae; Streptophyta; Magnoliopsida; Fabales; Fabaceae
Product: V-type proton ATPase subunit G1-like
Exons: 4
Coding region: 153-485 (110 amino acids)
Biological process (GO): proton transmembrane transport
Cellular component (GO): vacuolar proton-transporting V-type ATPase complex
Molecular function (GO): proton-transporting ATPase activity, rotational mechanism
Source: RefSeq, a predicted model, not a curated record